UUGCUCCCACAGCUUCUUCGAUAUGCCAUCGCUAACUUCCGCCUCUCUAUCCACUCUGCAGCUUUUUUUUUCUUCGGUGUAUUAUUCUGCUCCAUGCGAGAUACCAUUCUUUGCCCGCUUUGGACUUGGAUCCCCUGGGUUCGGAAGUCGAUCAGCGUCGUGUUUCGUUGGAUGCAUGAGACCGGGAUUUCGAUCACUAUAGUCUGUGGACUCGAUCUUCGAGCACUCGAUGGCCGCGUUAUCUUGUUCGACUAGUUCUGCGACGUCGACUUGGUUGCAUCCUUCACCAAUGAGGUAUGAUGCAGAAACCUUGGACACUUCACCGCGGGCCUAGAUGUCUAGGAAGGAGUGGAUGCCUGACUUUGCCCGGAAGGUAUGUCACUUGGCUUCCAUGGUCUUGGUUUUGCAGGUAGGAACCGUGUUUGGAUCUUGUCGAAAACUGAGGCUAUUUGUGGUAUCCAUUGGAGGGUCAGAGGCUUGGAGCUUAAUGCAUCCCUGAGGACGUCGUGGUCACAUUUCAUGCAUCUUACUGGAAUUCGACAGAGCUAUCUAGUUAGUUUAGAAGGUGGAUUUGAAAGGCACUGAGGUUCUUUUGGAAGUAGGAGCUGCUUUUGCUGAUGUCGUGGAAGCAGUGUUUGGUGAAGCGUGGGGUAGUGUUCGUUGCCACCAAGAUGAUUCUCUGUUCACCUUCUGCGUCAAAUGCAUCCCACCUCGUCGACCAGAGAGUUGUCUAGGAUUCCAGUCAUAGGCGUUAGUAAUAUUAAUAAUACCGCCUCCGUUCUCCUGAAAUCAUUCUUUCCGAUUUAAACACUCUCAAAGCAUCAGUCUGAGCUAUUCUUCCACUCUUGCCAAUACAGUUCUGGAAUGACGAUCACGGCCAUGUCUGGGUAAUCUAUUCAGGUGGUUUGAAGGACCUUAAGCUUCAGUUUUUGGUAAUUUUCCGGUUUCACGUAACGGUUGCAGCUUGCCAGGCUAGUCUGGCCGAAAUCCUCUCCACCUUAUCUUCAAUGUUUCAGUUAUUGCCUUCACUUCGAACAUGUGUGUUUUCCUUAUUAACGACUGUCAAUACGGAUAUUGAUGUUUUGCUGAAGAGUCAGACCUGUCAGAUAUCCAGGAAUCGGCACCACAUCCAGUGCAUUAGGCAAUUAACAGGGUCUUGGACAUUGAUGUGACCAUUUUCCUCGAGCUCACGUGGCAUGCAAUAGAGGGGUGCAUCAUACUCCGCAGUGAAAUUGGAUGACGGGCCGAAAACGUCGAGUUCAAACAGAGGACUACGUGAAGACAUUCGAGUUACUGGGCAAGAAGAUCCGCACAAACUAGCCUGCACGUUUCGAAUAGAUUGAUUUCUAAGCUUUAAAAGCAAUGCAGAGAAGGGAGCCAUUCAGCUCAUCCAGAGAUCGAAUCCACGGAUAUUUGCUCCGCAAGUGCUUUAGAUAGACCAUUGUAGAGAUAACCUCGCGAAUCCUUAUGUUGACGCGAGAAUAAGGAUCUUGCAAGGAUCCAACAGUCACCACCCAACCACGGAUCAAAUUAGCCUGUUAAGAUGAUUACCCAUGUUUCCAGUUGCUAGUCCGCACACAUCCUGCUCACCUGGUGUCACUGCUUCGUGAAGUUGUCGAGGGUUCCGUAAUUGGGUUCCUUCAAAAAUAGAAGCAAUCCCUCAGGCUGCUCCAACAUUCAUACAUUCCUUCAAGUAACAUCUAAAUUGAUCUAUUUAUAGCUAGAUAUUGCAGCCAAAUCCCUCCCGAAAGAGGGCCGUCAUAACAACUUCAUUCAUCCAGCCUGCUGGGGUGUUCGUUGUCUUGUAUUGAAGCGGUGUCCCAUGGUACAUCUCCCGCCUUCAAUUCGCGACGCGGAAUUUGUAAGCUGUGUGAUUUCGCAGAGUCUGUUCAGUGACAAAUUGCUCAGCCUGAGUCGCGCACUAGCAUUACUUAUUCGUCCGCAGAGGGUGUGGGAAAGAGUUAGAUCCAGUAGCUAAUUUACUGAGUUGAAUUCAAGAGGUUGUGGAUCUUGUAGUGUUCUAGGUUUCAAGGGAUUUGUAGGGUUUAUGAGAGUAAAAGUACUCGUUCAUAGCGAAGUUGAGCGGAAGUUUGGUUUUGAUUUUUACGAAAUUUUAAAUCUAUUAUUUAUUCUAGUAUCUGUUUCUCCCUUAGUAGUUUUGAGGUUUUGUUCCACUGGGUUUCAAAGGGAUGUCUACUAGUGUUUUCAGUGAGCUGACUGUUUCGUCCUGAUGAGUUUGAUUUGGAGCAAUCGGAAGUGAUUACGGUUUGGGGUUUGCUUGCGGUACCAAGCAUGCAUGUGCAAGCUCUCUCUCUGAGAGCCUGUGUACCGUCACAGCUUCCAAAUCCCACCAUCCUCUCAUCUGAUGACACUCAGCAUCUUCUACGAGCAGCAGAACUCGCUGAGUCAUCGGCUGGAUUGACUGCCCCUCAUCCGAAUUUUGGCUGCGUUAUCGCUCAUGGACCCAAAUCGGUGGGAGAGGGCUUCCUGUACGCUCAAGGAACCAAGAGUGCCGAAGUCCUAGCCGUAGAAAGAGCUGGAGAGCUCGCCAAAAAUGCAACAGCUUAUUUAAAUUUGGAGCCUGGCGAUUGUCAUGGUGAUGCCAGUGCUGUUCGCGCUCUUAGGCAGGCAGGAGUCUCAAGGGUGGUGAUCGGAAUCUCUCACCCAUUACAACAUUUGCACGGCAAGGCCAUUAGUGCCCUUCGCCAGGGAGGUGUCCAUGUGGAAGUGGGUGGACAGAAUCUACUGGAAUGUGGAAGCAGCACGCAGGAAGCUCUCAAGGCUUGUCAGUUAGUAAACGCACCGUUUCUUUUCCGGGCCGCCAAUAGCAUGCCUUACUCGAUAUUAAAGUAUGCCAUUACAGUUGAUGGGAAGAUUGCAACCAGCACCGGUCACUCUUAUUGGGUAUCCAGCACGCAGUCUCGGAAACGUGUCUUCGAAACUCGUGCUCGUAGUGAUGCUGUUAUUGUGGGAGGCAACACUGUUCGUCGUGAUAAUCCACGCUUGACGACAAGACAAGAAGGGGGCAAUCUUCCUGUUCGUAUUGUUAUGUCACGGUGUCUAAACCUUCCAAAGGAUGCCAACCUUUGGGACGUCUCCACUACACAGACUAUUGUCAUGACACAAAAGGGCGCUAAUCCGGGGUUCCAGAAAAUACUAGCUUCAAAAGGUGUGGAAGUGGUAGAAUUCGAUGUUUUGACUCCACGGGCAGUGAUGGAGCACUGCUAUGAUCGAGGUUUUUUGUCGGUUUUGUGGGAAUGCGGUGGCACGCUGGCAGCACCAGCCAUUGCGUCAGGUGCGAUUCAAAAGGUGAUGGCCUUUAUAUCUCCGAAAAUUAUUGGAGGCAUCACGGCACCUACACCGGUGGGGGAGCUAGGAAUGGCGGAGAUGACACAAGCUCUUCAAUUGUCAGAUGUCGCAUUUGAGCAGAUAGGACCAGACAUGCUCAUGACAGGGUUUCUGCAAGCAAUUCCGAGUUGUCUGCCAGAAGUUACAGCUGUGGGUGAGGCAGGAGCAGCAUUCGAUGCUAGUAUUGCUUCAUCACCUCAACGACCCAAAGUUAUUCACUUUUACAAACCGUGGGAUCCUUAUGGCGCACUCUCUAAUUUCUCUCCUCAUCCUAUCUCUCUUCCUAAUGAGAACGAAACUAUUGUCUCCUGGAAAAGUGUUGAGCAUUAUUAUCAGGCACAGAAGUUUGCGGGUGUGAGAGAUUCAUUGGCCGAGGAUUUUAUUCACAAGAUUCGACGGGCCAAGUGUCCCGAAGAAGCAACUCGAAUGGGAAGAACUCUUGCUCGACAACGUCCCGACCUGGUGCGAAAAGAUUGGGCAGUGGCAAGGCUCGUUGUGAUGGAAACAGCUUUGAGAGCAAAGUUUUUAACGUACUCCGUUCUUCGAGAUCUGCUCCUCUCAACUGGUGACGCUGUGCUGGUGGGGGGAUCUCAUGACAUGUUCUGGGGUGCCGGGCGGAAUGGAAAAGGAGAAAAUAAGCUGGGGCUACUCCUCAUGCACUUGCGAUCCCAUGCCCUCAGGUGGAGUGCACUGAAUGAAGUUGUGGAUCGCAAGUGCGAGUCGAUUGCGUGGUGGCAAGGUUAAAUGCGAUGGGCACAGCUUUGCAAGUCACUGUUUCUUGAUCUACUCUCCACUUCAGGAGAUACCAAUUGGGUGUUUAUGCAACUGGAUCUGCUACCGCUGAUAAACUGAAUUGGCUUAGAUGCGCCAACCAUAGCACUUAUUCUUUGGAUAUGUUGUAGUUAGUGCUUAGCAGUGUCUGCUCUAUUGAAGGUUGAAGCAUAGUUCUUAAGAUUCAUCAUGCUUUACAGCAGGUGCUUGAAUACUCAGAGCUUUCGCUUGAAUACUCUGAGCAUUCAUGGCUCACAACCGAACUUUUUGUGCUUUACAGUUAUCUCAAUUACUCAGUGCACCCAAUUCGUUUAAACA
Physcomitrium patens is the source of this 4437-nucleotide messenger RNA. Its product is annotated as riboflavin biosynthesis protein PYRR, chloroplastic. Lineage: Eukaryota; Viridiplantae; Streptophyta; Bryopsida; Funariales; Funariaceae. Gene Ontology annotation, biological process: riboflavin biosynthetic process. The record is from RefSeq and is a predicted model, not a curated record. Gene Ontology annotation, molecular function: diaminohydroxyphosphoribosylaminopyrimidine deaminase activity; NADP binding; 5-amino-6-(5-phosphoribosylamino)uracil reductase activity.